Messenger RNA from Rotaria sordida, 1200 nucleotides. The record is from the annotation of a GenBank genome assembly. Lineage: Eukaryota; Metazoa; Rotifera; Eurotatoria; Philodinida; Philodinidae.
AUGUUUCAAAAUCGUCGUACUAUACUUCUAUUUAUUUGUUCAAUUGUUUUUGUUCAAGCACUUUAUUAUAUUGUUACAUUACAAGUAAAACAUAAUCAAACAAGAUUAAUUAAUUUUCCAUCGAUAAUAUCAUAUGAACAAGGAUCAGAUAUUGAAAAAAUUAUUGUACAAGAUAUAAAGAAUGUAACAUAUUUCAAUAAUACAUCUAUAUCAAAAGAGUCAAUAAGAGAAUUAAAAUCAUCUGUUGAUGAUUUAAUUUCAAUAAAUUUUACAAAACCUGAUCCAAUUAUAUAUAAUUCAUUACCUAUAUGUAAUUUUUCUAUAUCAAAUAAUGAUUCAUCUAUUUAUAAAGUAACAAUUAAUAAGGAUAUUAAUCCAUUUAAUAUUAUUGAAAAACAUCAUGGUUUUGAUUUACAUAUUGGUGGACAUUGGUUUCCAAAAACUUGUCAAACAGAACAACGUUUAGCUAUAAUUGUAUGUUAUAGAAAUCGUGAACCACAUUUAAAAUUAUUUCUUGAUAAUAUACAUCCAUUUCUUAAACAACAACAACUUGAUUAUACAAUAUUUAUUGUUAAUCAACAUGGUUAUGAACAAUUUAAUCGUGCUAUGUUAUUUAAUGUAGGUGUUAUUGAAGCAUUAAAAUUAUAUUCGUUUAAUUGUUUUAUUUUUCAUGAUGUGGAUCUUUUACCAGAAGAUUUAAGAAAUGUUUAUAAAUGUGGAGAAAAACCAAGACAUAUGUCUGUUGCUGUUGAUAAAUUUCAUUAUAGAUUACUCUAUUCAACUUUAUUUGGUGGUGUAACAGCUUUUAGUGUAUCUGAUUUUAUGGGUGCUAAUGGUUAUCCAACAAUUUAUUGGGGUUGGGGUGGUGAAGAUGAUGAUAUGUAUUUACGUGUUGUUAAAAAAUUAAAAAAAUCAAUUACACGUUAUCCUGUUAGUAUAGCACGUUAUAAAAUGAUACGUACACUUAAUCAUACAUCAGGUAAACCUAAUCCUGAUCGUUAUACAAUACUUUAUUCAAAAUAUAAUUAUGAUCAUGAUGGAUUAAAUACAACAAAUUAUAAAUUACAUAAUAUAGUUUUUAAUAAAUUAUAUAUAUUAAUUAAUGUUACAUUAAAAGAAGAAUCAUUUGAACAAAUACGUAUGCGUUUAAAUAUUAAAAAGAGAGAAACAAAAAAGCCAAUACGAAAAAAGAAAGUAUAA